Molecule: messenger RNA, 957 nt
Organism: Marmota flaviventris (yellow-bellied marmot)
Lineage: Eukaryota; Metazoa; Chordata; Mammalia; Rodentia; Sciuridae
Product: olfactory receptor 10AG1-like
Biological process (GO): G protein-coupled receptor signaling pathway
Cellular component (GO): membrane
Molecular function (GO): G protein-coupled receptor activity; olfactory receptor activity
Source: RefSeq, a predicted model, not a curated record
AUGGAGUUUACAGGACAAAAUCCUCCACAAAGGAAUCACACUACACUGGUGGAAUUUCUCUUCCUUGGUUUUUCUGAUAUUCCUAAUAUACAAGAGUUUCUUUUUUGGUUGUUUCUGAUAAUCUAUAUAAUUAUUCUGAUGGGAAAUAGCCUCAUUAUCAUAAUAACCCAUGUUGAGCCUUCUCUCCAGAACCCCAUGUAUUUUUUUCUUGGGAAUUUUUCCUUUUUGGAAAUAUGUUAUGUGUCAGUCACUGUCCCAAGAUUAUUAACAGACCUCUGUAGACAAACCAGAAAUAUUUCCUUUGUAGCCUGUGCUACUCAAAUGUACUUCUUUCUGGUCUUUGGAGCUACUGAGUGCUUUAUCCUGACUGCAAUGGCUUAUGACAGGUAUGUAGCCAUUUGUAGCCCCCUGCUCUAUUCCAUCAUCAUGAACCAUAGGCUGUGUAUCCAACUGGCCACAGGCUGUUGGGUCAGUGGGAUCCCAGUACACAUGGGGUUCACCUACUUGAUCUUCUCCCUACCUUUCUGUGGCCCUAACCAGCUGAAUCACUUUUUCUGUGACAUACCUCCUGUGCUUACACUGGCCUGUGGGGACACUCUUGUGAUUGAGAUGUUGAUUUAUGUGAUUGCUCUUCUAGUUGUCACUAUUCCUUUUAUAUUGAUACUUGGAUCUUAUGUAAGAAUAAUCUCCACCAUUCUGAAGCUACCAUCAGCAACUGGACGACGAAAGGCCUUCUCCACCUGUUCCUCCCACCUCAUGGUUGUGGCUUUAUUCUUCGGAUCAGGCAUCAUUACGUAUUUGAGACCAAAGUCUAGUCAUUCAGCAGGAACGGACAAAUUCCUUUCUCUUUUCUAUACUAUUGUGACACCAAUGUUUAAUCCAAUGAUAUAUUGUUUGAGAAACAAAGAUUUUAUGGCGGCACUGAAAAAAUUGCAUCUUAAAUGGAUUGUGUUAUGA